GAGCGCUGAAGACCGCAUGCUGUGUACAGUUAUGGUGUGUCUGUAGAAUCGCUUUAUCGUAACGAUUCAUAGGAGUGAAUUUACAUCAGCUAACCAUAGGCACCUAGUUAAAAUAUGCGCCUUGUCGCCGUCGAAGGAAACAAAAAACGAAAUGAAGCGAAGAAGAACAGCCGCCACACCAGACACCCCCUCUUCAGAGGGCGGUGGUACCAAACGUAAGAGCAAAGCUUCUGGACUCCCCCAAGAAGCCUCCCAUUGGCGGGGCACCGCGGAGGACUGGGGGAACCUGCCGCACCUGGUGGUGCUGCACAUCUUCCAGCACCUGUCCCUGGUGGACCGGGCCCGGGCCUCCUCUGUGUGCCGAUGCUGGAACGAGGUUUUCCACAUCCCCGACCUGUGGCGCAAGUUCGAGUUCGAGCUCAACCAGCCAGCCACCUCCUACCUGAAGUCCACCCACCCGGACCUCAUCCAGCAGAUCAUCAAGAGGCACGCACAGCACCUGCAGUACGUCAGCUUCAAGGUGGACAGUUGUACCGAAUCCGCGGAGGCGGCAUGCAACAUCCUGUCCCAGCUGGUUAACUGCACCAUCAAGACCCUGGGUCUCAUCUCUACAGCCAGACCCAGCUUUAUGAACGUGUCACAGUCGCACUUCGUGUCGGCGUUGACAGUGGUGUUCGUGAACUCCAAGUCGCUGUCGUCAAUAAAGAUUGACGACACGCCGGUGGACGACCCGUCACUGAAGGUCCUGGUGGCCAACAACAGCGACACCCUCAAGCUGCUGAAGAUGAGCAGCUGCCCCCACGUGUCUCCAGCAGGUAUCCUGUGUGUGGCGGACCAGUGCCACGGGCUGAGGGAGCUGGCGCUGAACUACCACCUGCUGAGCGACGAGCUGCUGCUGGCGCUGUCCUCCGAGAAGCACGUGCACCUGGAGCACCUGCGCAUCGACGUGGUGAGCGAGAACCCGGGCCAGACGCAGUUCCACACCAUCAAGAAGAGCAGCUGGGACGCGCUGGUGCGCCACUCGCCCAAGGUCAGCAUCGUCAUGUACUUCUUCCUCUACGAGGAGGAGUUCGAGCCCUUCUUCCGCUACGAGGUCCCCGUCACGCACGUCUACUUCGGCCGCUCGGUCAGCAAGGAGGUGCUGGGCCGCAUCGGGCUCAACUGCCCGCGGCUGGUGGAGCUGGUGGUGUGCGCCAACGGGCUGGAGCCGCUGGACGAGGAGCUGAUCCGCAUCGCCGCCCGCUGCCAGAGCCUGGCGGCCAUCGGGCUGGGCGAGUGCGAGGUCACCUGCUCCGGCUUCGUAGAGUUCGUCAAGAUGUGCGGCAGCCGCCUCACCCAGCUCUCCAUCAUGGAGGAGGUGCUCAUCCCGGACAGCCACUACAACCUGGAUCAGAUCCACAGCGAGGUCUCCAAGCACCUGGGCCGGAUGUGGUUCCCCGACAUGAUGCCCACCUGGUAGACUCCGCCUCCUAAGUAGACCCCUCCCCCCUCUAUAAACUCCACCCACUGGAACUCCACAAUGGGAGGCUUAGGCAUAUACUCCAGGGGGAAAAGUAGAAAUAUAGGGUAAGUUUACCUAAAAAAAUACCUCUAAGGACGUUUAGA
Messenger RNA from Megalops cyprinoides (Indo-Pacific tarpon), 1605 nucleotides. It is a transcript of the gene fbxl3l, whose product is annotated as F-box and leucine-rich repeat protein 3, like. NCBI's taxonomy places the organism in Eukaryota, Metazoa, Chordata, Actinopteri, Elopiformes, Megalopidae. Gene Ontology annotation, cellular component: SCF ubiquitin ligase complex; cytosol; nucleus. Bases 152 to 1459 code for a protein of 435 amino acids. The record is from RefSeq and is a predicted model, not a curated record. Gene Ontology annotation, molecular function: protein binding. Gene Ontology annotation, biological process: G2/M transition of mitotic cell cycle; entrainment of circadian clock by photoperiod; regulation of cell cycle. The transcript is spliced from 5 exons.